Molecule: messenger RNA, 956 nt
Organism: Umbelopsis ramanniana AG
Lineage: Eukaryota; Fungi; Mucoromycota; Umbelopsidomycetes; Umbelopsidales; Umbelopsidaceae
Exons: 1
Coding region: 10-654 (214 amino acids)
Source: RefSeq, a predicted model, not a curated record
UAUAUUUUCAUGAAAUUGCUCAUAUUUGGUGCUACUGGCCCCACUGGUAUGGAAAUCAUCAGAAGGGCUCUAUCGGAAGGCCAUCAAGUGAAUGUGAUGGUACGAUCGCCCGAUAAAUUACACGACGAUAUCAAAGGAAAGGUCAAUGUCUUUCAUGGCGAUUUGACUGAUGAAUCCACUAUGCUAUCCAGUAUGGAUGGCGUUCACGCAGUCAUAUCUGCGUUAGGACCACUUGUAGGUAGACAUCCUGCUGGCUUACCGAUCACCAAUGGAUAUAGGCUCAUGAUAGACUGCAUGCGACAAAAAGGAAUUCGCAGACUACUAGCCUUGUCCACGCCAAGUGUUGUGGAUGAAGAAAAUGAUCGUUGGAGUUACUGGACUGCUCUUGGUCCUUACGGCGCCAUGAUCUUUCAUAACUCAUAUAAAGAUAUUCUCGCUACUGGUAAAUUGAUACGGGAACAAAACGACAUCGAUUGGACACUUUACCGAGUUGCGCAUUUACAAAGCAGCGAUCAAGACACAACUAUACUCAAAGUAAAUUACGCCGGCGAUGCAAGACCGUUCACAUAUCGCAAAGAGAUUGCCAAAUUUUGCAUCGACGAAGUAGUUGCAAACAACUGGAUCCACAAGUUACCCAUUUUAUCAUCGUCCUGAUUAUUAAUAAAUGCAUUGGAAAAGACAUUUACUAUUAAAAUUAAGGAUGAUAACAGUUUCCUUUCCUUCUGUCUUCUCUCAUUGCUAUGCUUAGAAGUUAUAUUAUUGAUUAAGGGAAGUGCAUAUAUCAUAUCAAAAGGCAUUAAACGGCCCAUGCAAAUGAACAAAUCAACCUAUUAGUAUCUUCGAGUAAAGUUGAUCAUCAUCUCUUUAGCCGUCAUAUUUAGCAUCUGUGAACCAAACACAAUGCCGUCCUUGUGAAUACAAUCUUCGGGCAGACUGAGCUCGUAUUUCCUCAAAAU